AUGAAUUCCGGUGUGGAGGAGAACACGCGAGUGCCCAAAGAACAAUGUGAGAAAUCUGGAGAAUUAUCACCAUCCGAAAGCAAACGUAUGCGGUUGGAUGAUGGAUGUAACAACAAUCUAAAUAGCACUCUAAAUAGUGCUUCAAAAAAUGGAGCAAGAUGGUCAUGCACUGGAGAUACCAGUCUUGUGGAACCGGAGAUAUUAGAAGACAUGGGGGUCAGUAUGCUGCAGGAUGAAGAAGUAAGCUGUGAGAGUUUAAAGAAGUUACAGUCACAGGAGUGCACUAUUUCACCUACUAGUUCAGAAAGCAGCAGACAGCUGCCUUCUAUUGAUAAUGGAUUAUUUGAGGGCCAAGAUGUAAUAUUUAGAGGAAGUAGCUGUGACACCAUUAGUAUAGAUAGACUGGAACAGGAUCCAUUUGAUCUCGAAGAUCCAAAUGGUUACCAUACGAACAUGGAAAAUGAAUCUGGCUAUGCAUCAAGAGUAGAAGCAGAAACAUUUGGAGACACUAAGCAGAGUUUUAGUAAAGAGGAUGUGGCUGAUACAUCUGAUAAGAGUGACCUGGAUCAGUUUUGGUUAUGCAGGAGAAAGAGGAAAUCGUCAAUUGUAGGAGAGGAUAAAUUUAAUAAAUUAUCAGAUGAAAUGAUCCUUAUGAUUCUUAAAUGGUUACCCAAGAAAUGCCUGGUUCGCUCGAUGUUGGUUUGCAAAAGGUGGUGUCAGAUAGCUCGGGAUGAAGCAUUAUGGAUUCGUUUAGAUCUUGGUGGUAAGGUUCUAAAUGAAGGUACUUUAGGUCACAUACUACCACGUGGAGUGCAAAUCCUGAGGCUUGCACAAGCAGAAAUUGCUGAUCCAAUAUUUCAUCCAAACAGUGAUGUACUUUUCGAUGGCUAUGUCAGCAAACUGCAAUAUUUGGACUUAUCAAUGUCGGUGAUAUCUCCCAGUGGCUUAGCGAGUCUUCUUUCCACAUGUAAAUAUUUGAAGAAAUUGUCACUGGAGAAGUGUACACUAAAUAAAGCCUGUACGAAGGCAAUUAGCAAGAACGCUGAUCUGGAAAUGUUAAACCUCACCAUGUGUGAAGGUAUCCAUAUUGAAUGUGUGCGAGAUCUAAUGAAGCUUCGCAGGCUAACUGCACUCAAUAUGGCUUGGUGUGUAUUGGACUCGGAAUCUAUGGAAUUCCUAUGUGCAUCGUUACCCCCAUCUAUAACACAACUCAAUAUUGCAGGUUGUCGAAAAACUAUGACAGAUAAUAAUGUAAAAGAACUAGUGAAAAGCUGCCCAGACAUUGUUGAGCUCGAUCUGAGUGACUGUACAAUGCUAACCAUAAACACCGUGCAUAGCCUUUUGAAUUUUACAAAAUUAGAGCACUUAUCACUUAGCCGUUGUUACAGUAUUCCACCCUCGACAUAUAUGAGAUUGGCUUAUAUGAAGAGCCUAUUGUACUUGGAUAUCUUUGGCCUAUUGGAGGAAGCUACGCUUUCAUCGUUGCAAGCAAAUUGUAACGAAACUGCAUUCAAUAAGUUUCUAUAUAGUUCCGUUGCCAGGCCAACCGUGGGUGUUCGAAGAACAAGUAUUUGGGGAUUGCGUGUUAGGGAUUAGAUUGAAGAGUGAAAAGCGGUAAUUAUUCGAAGUUACUUACAAAAUGGCACUGAACGUUGUAACCAAAGGUAUACUAACCAACAAACGAACUGAACUGACUGUUUUAACCCGACAUCUUUGCCUCAGCCAAAUCAUAUUUCUUGGUUUCGAGUAUUCGCUGAACUGAAAUACACGACUGGUAAUGAGCGAAUGUUUGUAGCACUUGUUGGUAUGAUUGACUUAUAUUUGUAUACGGAAAAAGGUGCUUGUGGAAUACCGAGUCAGAAUCAAGUAAUAUCCUUUGCUACUGGUGGGAUUGUGUGAAAGUAUUUUUUGAAUGCAUAAGUGACUAUAUGUAGAUAAAUCCUAUUCGGCACUUAGACUAUAUUGUGUUCACUCAUUUAUUUCAUAAAAAAUUUCGCGAAUAUUAACUGAAUCAAUCAUUUGUAUUUAAGGUGCAGAUAAGAGUUUAAUGUUAUGUAAUUGUUAAUUGAGAGAUUAAUGCAGGGCUAAAUGAGAACUAAAUGAGACAAUAAGUGUGCGUUGUUUGGUAAAAAAAACUAGGGAAAAUAAAUAUACGUUCUUUUGGUUGUGUUUCUCGAUUUAUAACUUAACAUCGCUUGCUCACAUGUACAUACGUGCUUUUAUCUGCACGUUUUGCGGUACGCUUCCACUUCUAUUAUAUAUGAAAAUACAAUCAGCGAGCAAUUAAAACUGAGUAAUUUAGGAAAUUGUUUAUUUAUAUAGAGCUGUAAUAAUUGCUUAUUCUACGCAAAAGCAUUUUUUCUUAGUCUCUUGCAAGACUAUCAAAAAAUGCUUUUUGUAAUGAUAUCCUUUGUUGAGGAUUUUAUUGUUUGUGAUUCAUUUUUCUAUAUCAUGAUACUAGACGUAAUAUUGUACAUUACUUUUAAGAUUGGGGAAAGUUCUUCCAUAAUAUGAAAAAAGAUAUAAAUAUUUUCUAUUUGUAGAUGUGAAUUCUGUCUAUUAUGGAUAACCAUGUUAAAAACACGAAUAUAUUAUGUACAUUGUAUAAAAUAAAUCAUUCGAUGAAACGUGA
Messenger RNA from Cephus cinctus (wheat stem sawfly), 2632 nucleotides. RefSeq names its product S-phase kinase-associated protein 2 (gene Skp2). Bases 1 to 1596 code for a protein of 531 amino acids. NCBI's taxonomy places the organism in Eukaryota, Metazoa, Arthropoda, Insecta, Hymenoptera, Cephidae. Gene Ontology annotation, cellular component: SCF ubiquitin ligase complex. Gene Ontology annotation, molecular function: protein binding. The transcript is spliced from 6 exons. The record is from RefSeq and is a predicted model, not a curated record. Gene Ontology annotation, biological process: SCF-dependent proteasomal ubiquitin-dependent protein catabolic process.